Messenger RNA from Penicillium expansum, 2241 nucleotides. Its product is annotated as Short-chain dehydrogenase/reductase SDR. The transcript has 10 exons. Gene Ontology annotation, molecular function: oxidoreductase activity, acting on paired donors, with incorporation or reduction of molecular oxygen; iron ion binding; heme binding. The record is from RefSeq and is a predicted model, not a curated record. Lineage: Eukaryota; Fungi; Ascomycota; Eurotiomycetes; Eurotiales; Aspergillaceae. The coding region runs from base 1 to 2241 and encodes 746 amino acids.
AUGGGUGUCUUGAGUAUUCUGUAUACCCUUGCCGCCGUUUGGGCAGGAGGGUACCUCAUUCAUUGGUUGUGGAAAGUAUUCUACAAUCUCUACUACCAUCCACUCGCUCGAUUUCCGGGUCCAAAACUUGCAGCAGUUAGCAAUGGGCCCUAUUGCUUUUGGUUCCUAAGUGGUCGUCAGCCAUAUACGCUGCUUGAUCUACAUCGCAAAUACGGCCCCGUUGUGCGUACCGCGCCGAACGAGCUCUCUUUCAACACUGCACAAUCAUGGAAGGACAUAUAUGGAUUUCGCCAUGGUCAUCAAGCGUUCCUCAAGAGUGAUUUCUACGACGGGGGCAGUUUCGCUGAUCGAGUCCACUCAAUCGUCAGCGAGCGGGAUCCCACUGAACAUGGGAUAAUGCGGCGAUACCUUUCGCAUGCCUUUUCCGAUCAUUCUCUUACCGAGCAGGAACCCCUGAUCGCCAGGACUAUCGAUGAAUUUGUCCGGCAAACGGGGGUCAAAGGGGCCAAAGGGUUUGAUCUGGGUAAGGGAUUUGAGAUGAUGACGUUUGACAUUAUCGGAGAUUUGGCCUUUGGUGAGACCUUUCGCGGUGUGGAAACUUUUGAGCCGCACCCGUGGAUUUCCAUCACUCUGGGAGCCCUGACUCAGGGCAGCUUGGUCGAAGUAUUCAAAAGAUUCCCCACCGCGGCCACAGUGAUGAAAUUUCUGUAUCCAGGUAAGAUCCGGAAACUUACCGAGCAGACCCGACAGAAUGAGCAGAUGGCGAUCGACCUCGUACAUCGACGCAUCCAACGAGCAACCAAUCGCAAGGACUUUUUGACUAGGAUCCUGGAACAACGAGAUCCGGCCCAGGUUUCGGAUUUGCAGCUCGCAGCACAUUCUUCGGAUUUUGUGCUGGCCGGCAGUGAAACCACAGCGACAACCUUGUCGUGCAUUAUGUAUUACCUGAUGCGCAAUGGGACGGUGCUCAUCCAGCUACAGGAUGAGUGCCGGACGGCGUUCGCUUCCUACGAAGAGAUCACCGCCUCGUCCACCCUCCAGCUGAAAUAUCUCCAUGCAGUCAUUCUCGAGGGAUUACGUAUAUACCCUCCACUUCCCCUGGCACUUCCCCGUAUCGUUCCUCAGGGCGGCGACACCGUCGAUGGCCAUUUUUUACUUCAAGGUACGAUUGUAUCUACAAGUCCAAUUGCUUCCAGCCUGGAUCCCACCAAUUUUGAGCAGCCUUUCACCUUCAACCCGAAACGAUGGCUGGGUAAAAAUGAGCGAGACAUCCUUGAAGCCAGUCAGCCAUUUUCUCUUGGCCCAAGGGGCUGCCUGGGUCGGCAUCUAGGAUGGAUGGAGCUGCACGGCACCGUCGCCAUUAUCACAGGAGGAUCAUCCGGAAUUGGCUAUGCCGCUGCCCAGGUCCUCGCUAGCAAAGGAGCCACCGUCCACAUCCUCGAUCGCAACAGUCCAAAAGAUGACGAUGAUGAGUCCUAUCGCCAAAACCCGCGUUUGAUAGUGCACAAAUGUGACGUCUCCAAAUGGGACGAGCUCCGUGGGGUCUUCGACUUGAUCGGGCCGGUCGAUUUCGUCUUCGCCAAUGCAGGGGUCUCCGAGUCGACGAAUUACUUCGCGGACACGUGGGAUGCGACCACGGGGUUAUUGGAGGAGCCGACAUACGACGUACUCGACGUCAACCUCCGGGCGGUUUUGAAUGUAGUCAAACUGACGUGGAGCUCCAUGAAGCGGCACCAAAUUAAGGGCAGCAUUGUCAUUACCACCAGUGCCACCGCCUAUGCACCGGAACAGUCCCUGCCUGUCUAUGCGGGGGGGAAAUUGGCCCUCGUCGGUCUCAUCCGCGCACUUCGAUCCGUGACCAUCCAAGACGGCAUCACCAUCAACGGUGUCGCCCCGGCGACUACCAUCACCAGCCUUCUCCCAGCCCACCUCGCCGCUCCGAUUCUCGCCCAAGGGUUACCGGUCAGCUCAGCCCACUUUGUGGGGUUGGCUCUCGCAUACUCGGCCACGGCCACUCAGCCCCGGCGCGUCGACGUUUAUGGCAAGGAAACGGAGGCCCAACGCUACCCAACCACCACCCCCCAAGAGAACGAGGAACGAUGGAAUGGCCGCGUAAUCCUGACCUUGGGGGACCGCUACAGCGAGCUGGAAGAACCUAUCGCGGAUCUUCGGCCGUUCUGGUUUGGCCGGGAGAAUCUAGCUCUUACUAGGUUGCAGCAGGCCGCGACUGAUUUUCGGUAA